Molecule: messenger RNA, 2547 nt
Organism: Heterobilharzia americana
Lineage: Eukaryota; Metazoa; Platyhelminthes; Trematoda; Strigeidida; Schistosomatidae
Source: the annotation of a GenBank genome assembly
AUGGGUAAGAAAGUGAAAACAGGAAAGGCUAGGAAAGAUAGGUUCUACUUCCUUGCCAAAGAGAUAGGGUUCAGAUCGAGAGCGGCAUUUAAGUUGAUUCAGUUAAACCGUCGCUUCAAAUUUCUGAAUUCGUCGAAAGUGUUAAUUGACUUAUGCGCUGCUCCUGGAGGUUGGCUGCAAGUAGCAGCCAAGGAAAUGCCCGUUGCCAGUCACAUUAUUGGUGUCGAUCUUGUACCCAUUCUGCCUAUCCCGAAAGUCAAGACGUUUAUUGCUGAUAUAACUUCUGAUAAAUGCAAGCAGAUUUUAAGGAGUGAGCUAAAUGGGUUGAAGGCAGAUGUUGUUUUGCAUGAUGGUGCUCCGAAUGUUGGAACUUCAUGGUCCAUUGAUGAGUACGGUCAAGCUAUUCUCUGUCUUAAUUCAUUUGCGAUCGCCACCGAUUUUCUGCGUAGAGGGGGUUGGUUUGUGACCAAAGUUUUCAGAAGUCGAGAUUAUGAACCACUUAAGUGGAUACUAUCUCAAUUUUUCCGAACGGUUCGUGCAAUGAAGCCUGAAGCUUCUCGACUUGAGUCAGCAGAAAUCUUCCUUGUUGGGCAGUUUUAUCUUGCUCCGGCACGUAUUGACCCUAAGUUCCUGGAUGCGAAGCAUGUUUUUGGUGAAGUUGAUGCACCAAAAAACCGUGCUACUUUGGUAUCGUCAUUCUUGAGGGACAGUCGGAAGAAGAAAGCUGAAGGCUAUGAUGGAGGUGAUAUGCUGUAUCAUGAACUACCACUGUCCAAAUUUUUGGAGGCAAAGGAUCCUCUCGAAUGUCUUGCAAAUGUUAAUAAGAUUAUCUUCGAUAUUCCGGAAAUUACAAGUCACUCAUUGACAACUUCCGUGGUUAGAGAGGAUUUCGAUGACAUAAGAGUUUUGGGAAAGAGUGAUAUUAAGAACUUGCUUAAGUGGAGGGCGAAAAUUCUCAACAUCUUCAAACCUGCAUCUAAGAAGUCUGAAGACCCAACGGAUUCAUCUGAUUUUGUCAACUCUGAAAAGGGUAACAAUGAAGACGAUGACGAUCUUGAAGUGGAGACGGAAAUUCAACGACUGCUAAACGAGGAAGAAAAGUUGAAGAAAAAAAAGUUGAAGAAAGUUAGAAAAGAGAAACGAAAACUCGCCGAACGUUACGUACUCAAAAUGUCACAUGAAUCCGAUCACAUUGAACAAAAUGAUGAUGAGUUAUUCUCCUUGGUCGCUGUCAAGGACUUAGUUGGUUUAGACGAAUAUAACAAACUUUGUGGCGAUACUAGUCAUACAGGCGUAGAUGACUUAGCCCGUGAACAAAUCAAUGCUGAUUUGAAGGCCAAGCGUAAACGUUUAGCCGAUGAGAGGCGUUCAGCAGUGGAAGGCAGAAAACGCAUUCAUUUUGAAAGACGUACUGGCGAUCAAUCUAACAAAUAUCUGUCCGAAAAUGAACCUUUUUAUGAGAAUUCUGUCAACCUCCAACGCGAUGAUCUCUGUGUAAGUUCCGAAAACAGCAGUGAAAGUGAAUCAGGUGGAGAGGAUGAAGAGGAUCAAAGCAUCAAAUUAGAUUCGGCAGAUGAAUCCAUUGAUGUCGAAAGUGAUACUGGUAGUAUCGACCUUCCUGUAUCAAAACUUCUUUCAAAGGAUAAGAAAGCCAAAUCCAAACGUCAUAUGAUUCUGCCGCCAGGAUUGUAUUUAUCGACUACUGAACAAGGCAAAAGGAAUCCCUUACUUGUUGAUUUAGAUAAUUCUGAGGAGAAUGUAAAGAAGAAGCGCAAAAUUGACUCAUGGUUUGGUUCGGAUGAAAUGAAAGAAAUGCUUGCUCCACUGGAUGAAGAUAACGAUGAUAUCGUUACUGUUAAAUCAAACAAGAAAUCAAAAAAAAGACAACCUAGCCAAACGAUUAUAAAAGCCGAAAAGCUUAAAAAAUCAACACAUCUCAGUUGUCCUUUGACUCCGGAAGAGCAUGCUAUUGCAACUUGUCUCAUUCAGUCUGCUAAGUCUAGACGCGAGUUACUUGAAUCGGGAUACCAUCGUUUUCAGUUUUUUGAAAAACCCUCUGACCUGCCUGAUUGGUUUAUUGAAGAUGAGAAGAGGCAUAUGCGGAAACCCUUGAUCAUCAAAAAAGAAGAAAUCCCGAUCGAUGUUCCAACUGUGGGGCGCUCUCUAUCAAAGGCUGAGCAAGCAAAAGCACGUAAGAAGACUCGUCUGGCCAAAUGUUUGAAAAGAAUUCGUCAAAAGGCAGAAGGUAUAUCAGAUGAAAUACCAGAAACUGAGAAAUGGCAACAAAUAAAACAGAUGUACAAGAAAGCUGGUUUGUUGAAAAAAAAGCGUCGUCCUCUUCAUCUGGUUGUGAACACCAAAUCUGGUUCGCUUACUAGGAGUGCUAAGGCACCCAAAGGUGCAAAAGUUAAAAUUGUUGAUAAACGAUUGAAAGCCGACUUACGCGGGCAGCAUAAAACUAAGGAUGGAAAAAAGAAUAAGAAGCGUAAUCAUAAAGUUGGACGUUCUGGAAGACCAAUGAGUCAAGGAAUUGGAAAGAGACGUUAA